Messenger RNA from Chaetomium strumarium, 1474 nucleotides. RefSeq names its product kinase-like domain-containing protein. The transcript has 3 exons. Gene Ontology annotation, cellular component: kinetochore; spindle microtubule; spindle midzone. The record is from RefSeq and is a predicted model, not a curated record. Gene Ontology annotation, biological process: mitotic spindle organization; protein phosphorylation; regulation of cytokinesis. The coding region runs from base 108 to 1295 and encodes 395 amino acids. Gene Ontology annotation, molecular function: protein kinase activity; ATP binding. Lineage: Eukaryota; Fungi; Ascomycota; Sordariomycetes; Sordariales; Chaetomiaceae.
AUUUCAGGUUGCCAUUUCGAGGCAGCACAACAGCGUCAAUAAUUCUGCCGUCUGGCCAGCGCUUGAACACUAUCCCAUCACCGGGCAUCUCCCUACCCGAAUUCAAAAUGGCCACACGAACGCUGGAAUCUCACUUCGAGCGGCUGUCCGUGACGGAUGAAAACGAUCCCGGGGCGACCGGUCGUCUCUAUCAGAAGGCAAAGGCCGUCACUUCCUCGAGCCAGCUUGCGCACAGUGCCAGCAGACCAAACCUGUACAAAGUUGCUCUGCAAGCACAAAGUACCAACACCGUUACCGCCACCGUCACUCUCCCAUCCCAGGCCGCUCAGUGGAAGAGCUCGGCCAUCCCAACUAACCUGGCGUCGUCGCCAAAGAAGGAUAAAUCGACGUCACUAUCAUCACGCAUCUCCGACGAUGCUGAGCACACCUACGUCGACCAACCUCUCGUGCCCAAGCAGUUCCACUUGGGUAUGUUCGAGAUUGGGCGGCCACUCGGCAAGGGCAAGUUUGGACGAGUGUAUCUGGCACGCGAGCGCAGCAGCGGCUACAUCUGCGCACUCAAGGUGCUCUACAAGUCCGAGCUGCAGCAUGGAUCGGGCGUGGAGAAGCAAGUGCGGCGCGAGAUCGAGAUCCAGAGCAAUCUGCGCCACCCCAACAUUUUGAAACUCUACGGGCACUUUCACGACAGCAAGCGCAUUUUCCUGAUCCUCGAGUUCGCGGGGAAGGGCGAGCUGUACAAGCACCUGCGGCGCGAGAACCGGUUCCCGGAGUGGAAGGCGGCGCAGUACAUUGCCCAGAUGGCGUCGGCGCUGCGCUACCUGCACCGCAAGCACGUCAUCCACAGGGACAUCAAGCCCGAGAAUAUCCUCAUGGGCAUCCACGGCGAGAUCAAGAUCUCCGACUUUGGCUGGAGCGUGCACGCGCCGAACAACAGGCGCAAGACCCUCUGCGGCACGCUGGACUAUCUCCCGCCCGAGAUGAUCAAGUCCGGCAGCAAAGACAACUGGUACGACGAGAAGGUCGACCUGUGGAGUCUGGGCGUGCUGACGUACGAGUUCCUCGUUGGCGAGGCGCCGUUCGAAGACACGCCCAUCAUGACGCAGAAGCGAAUUGCCAGGGCCGACAUGACCAUCCCGGAGUGGGUGAGCAAGGAGGCCAAGGAUCUUAUCAGAAAGCUUUUGGUGCUUGACCCUGAGAAGCGUCUCCCGCUUGAAGAGGUCCAGAACCACCCUUGGAUCAUCAAGCACUGCGUGAAAGGUGAAAGGGCCUCGAACAGGGAGAAGUCGCUCAAAUAAUGCCCGGAGCCGAUGGUUUUUUCUUGGUCUGCGAGUUGUUCUAGGAGUAAAGAAUAGGCGUUUGGGAGUCGACGGGGAAGGUCAGGUUUUGCCAGACAUUUCGAGUUCAUUGCAUAUAGCGGAGUUUUAGCGGGUUUGAUCUUGAAUGCUACAGCUACAGCGCGGGGCUAUGACCCGUU